CUCAGGAAGGGGGUGGUGGUUAAAACCCAAAAAAGAAGAACCGGGACACGAGUAAUCAACAUCCCGCGGGCAUCUGACCACUCCAACGCACAGUGCUGUACAGGAUAUAGAUAGAGUGCAGCAUACAGAACUGACAGUGUGAGGAAUCUAGAGCUCCGAGAUUUUCCACACACCGGUAUGCUUUAAGCCGAAUACAUUUUAGUGGGAGAAACUAUGAAUAGGGAUAAAGUGCAGGUGGGCGACAUUUCCAUCGAACCGCCUGCAACUGGCAUCGCUGCACAAACAGCAGUGAUCGUGGUCGCGUCUCCGGAAAGCGUGGACAUGGAGGCGCAUGGAGAAAAGCGCAUCGCUUCCGGUGAGCUGGCUGUGUUUUCCUGCCCCGCUGCCAGAGAUGUGCUACAGGCGGAAAGCCGAGAAAACUCCGUGCGUCAAGAUGCACCUGCGCUUCCGCCCCCCAGCACCCCGCGGACCACCUCAUUCUCGGUGCUGGACAUUUUGGACCCAAAUAAGUUCACAAGCAAAAGGCAGUCAGUCACCCGGACAGGCUGUGACUCCGGCUGUGGCUUCGGUACAGAAAACAGAAGCGAAGAUUCAAAUCAUGCCGCAGAUCAGAAAUCAUAUCCAGAAGAGUACGACUGCAAGAAAUCGUCUGGACUGCUUAAGGAUGGCUUCGUGUUCAGAUCUUCAGAAUGUGAGAGUGAUUUUACGCGUGGGAAUCACACGGACAGCGAGAUGCAGGAUGAUCUGUGCAGUGACGAGAGCAGCGGUGCGCUCACUGGAAACGCCGAUGGAGAGGACGAGGACCCGGUCAUGAAAUGUCCGAGUCCUGGCAGCCAGCAGAGCCAGCAGUCUUCAUCAAAUGGACAGAACCAGCAAGGCAAGUCGAAGAGAAAGCGCUCCGGCUCGGACUCGAAGUCCGGAAAGCCGAGAAGAGCUCGGACUGCGUUCACAUACGAGCAGCUCGUGGCACUGGAGAACAAAUUCAAAUCGACGCGCUACCUGUCCGUGUGCGAGCGCCUCAAUCUGGCGCUGUCACUGAGUUUAACGGAGACUCAGGUAAAAAUCUGGUUUCAGAACCGCAGGACAAAGUGGAAGAAGCAGAACCCGGGAGCAGACACUAGCGCUCCGACGGGUGGUGGCGGUGGAGGACCGAACGGACCGAACGGCGGUUUGGGCGGCCUGAGUCCCCUCAGUCCGUCUCCACCCAUGGGCGGUCAUCUCUCAAUGCACGCCAACUAUCCGAGUCACACACCUGGAGGACUAGUGUGCACUACUCAGUUACCCUUCCUGCCUAGUCAUGCAGUACUGUCUCCGUUCAUGCUGAGCUCGCAGACGUACGGGGCGCCUGCUUUUUACACGCCGCACUUGUAAGAACACUAUUCUGUAAACACACUGAAAUCAAUGCGCAGAACUCACACACACCGAGCAACGCACUUUCCAUCCUGAAAACAGGGAGGAAUGAGUAUCAUUUUGAGGCACUUUUUGUUAGCUUAACUUCUUUACAGCAUUCGAUACGUGAACAAAGACAUGCUAAAAUGCUGAAAUAACUGUUGAUGUGCUCGAUGGCGUGUCGGACAUCAUGACGCACAAGAGACAAGUCCAAUUAUCCUCUUGUCUAAGUUGUUCAGUUUUAUUCCAGGUGUUAUUUCGUUACAUUUAUUUUGGUUUGGAAUCACUAAAAUGUGAGCAUUUUCGUGGCUCAGACUGUAAAUAUUAUCAUGAAUAUAUGUUAGGCAAUAAUUUUGAAUGCAAAAUUACGAAAAUAGUAAGGAAUCAGUGGGAAUAAAUAAGAUAUGUAUACAAACCAUAAACGAACAAUUUAUGAUAAUUAAAAUUACUGUGAAAAUUAUUCGUGAAAGGUUUAUCUAAAACUUUUUUUUAAUGUUUAGGGUUAUUUAUUUCAAAUUUACAUGCUAUUUCAUUGUUUGGUUUGAAAAGAAUUUAAA
Tachysurus fulvidraco (yellow catfish) is the source of this 1946-nucleotide messenger RNA. RefSeq names its product NK1 transcription factor related 2-like,b (gene nkx1-2b). Gene Ontology annotation, biological process: regulation of transcription by RNA polymerase II; cell differentiation. The record is from RefSeq and is a predicted model, not a curated record. Gene Ontology annotation, molecular function: RNA polymerase II cis-regulatory region sequence-specific DNA binding; DNA-binding transcription factor activity, RNA polymerase II-specific. Gene Ontology annotation, cellular component: nucleus. The transcript has 2 exons. NCBI's taxonomy places the organism in Eukaryota, Metazoa, Chordata, Actinopteri, Siluriformes, Bagridae. The coding region runs from base 214 to 1371 and encodes 385 amino acids.